Linum trigynum is the source of this 621-nucleotide messenger RNA. NCBI's taxonomy places the organism in Eukaryota, Viridiplantae, Streptophyta, Magnoliopsida, Malpighiales, Linaceae. The record is from the annotation of a GenBank genome assembly.
CAAUAGGAAAUGAAGAAAUAGAUACACACUACAAAUAAUCACUAAAUACAAACUAAUCAAACGGGUGGGAAAACAAUCCAUCUCUCCUUCUUCAAUUACUCGUUCAUGAACAGAUGGGAAGAUCCUCAAGAGGUGAUUCCAUUCAGACGGGCUAGACGACUCGAUUGUGUCCGGGAUGGCCUUCUUCCCCAAAUUAGGACAGGCAGCACCGUCGCCGGCACUCUUGGAUGGGUUCCUGACCCGAGAAGAAAACCCCCAAAAGAACCUCCGGCCUUUGCAGACUCCAAUUCUCCAAACUUCUCCAUUUCUAGAGCUCUGUUCCAUUCCUAUUACCCAGGGAAAACCAUCAAACAAACCAUGAAAGUUUUCCCCUCGCCGCCGCCGCCGCCCUUCAGAACUAUUUCAAGCACCAAUUCCUGAACUACGACGCCUUCGGCGAGCUCACCCCGUCCAUAGAGUUCCUCUACACAGAUCAUUUCUGCCCAGAUGUAGAGGUGGUGGGGUUGGGUUUGGCGUGAGAUGAGACUUAGGGAUUGUUUGUGUAGUGUUCAGUUAGAAAUUAAGGCUUGGGAUAAAUGUGUAGAUUUAAUGGGUUUUGGGCGAUAAAAUUUAAAUUUUAGG